UGGCAACCCACUCCAGUGUUCUUGCCUGGAGAAUCCCAGGGACGGGGGAGCCUGCUGGGCUGGUGUCUAUAGGGUCACACAGAGUUGGACACGACUGAAGCGACUUAGCAACAAACCUCAGUAAUACUUUUAAUAUCAAUUUGGCAUUGAUAAUUCAAAUGUGUAAAAAAUGCCAGUUAAUUUCUUGAUAUCAUUGUUAGUUGUAGUUUGAAAAGUAGUCAAUGGAUCUUUUUCAAAGGAAAAUAGACCUUGCAGACCUCAAAGACCAUGUUUUCAGACAGCACUUUGUGGAUGAGUGGUAUUUAAGUUUAAGUUGCUUUUACAGAAUUAACAGGUCUGCAAGAAAUAAAAAGGUCAUUAUUGCUGUGGUUUGCGCUCAGCAUGGCUGUAGUCAUCCGUUUACUGGGGCUUCCUUUUAUUGCGGGGCCUGUGGAUAUCCGUCACUUCUUCACGGGAUUGACUAUUCCUGAUGGAGGAGUGCAUAUAAUUGGAGGGGAAAUUGGGGAGGCUUUUAUUAUUUUUGCAACAGAUGAAGAUGCAAGACGUGCCGUAAGUCGUUCAGGAGGGUUUAUCAAGGAUUCAUCUGUAGAGCUCUUUCUUAGUAGUAAAGCAGAAAUGCAGAAGACUAUAGAAAUGAAAAGAACUGACCGCAUGGGAAGAGAGAGACCAGGAUCUGGGGCAUCAGGGGUUGGCAGCUUAUCUAAUUUUGUUGAGGCUAUUAAAGAAGAAGGAAGUAAUUCUGGAUAUGGUUCUCCAAUUAAUCAAGAUGCUGGGUUUCAUACUAACGGUACAGGACAUGGUGAUUUAAGGCCAAGAAAGACACGGCCAUUGACAGCUGAGAAUCCUUACUUGUUUCUACGAGGCUUGCCUUACUUAGUAAAUGAAGAUGAUGUACGUGUCUUUUUCUCUGGUUUAUGUGUGGAUGGAGUAAUUUUUUUAAAGCAUCAUGAUGGCCGAAAUAAUGGUGAUGCCAUAGUAAAAUUUGCCUCAUGUAUCGAUGCUUCAGGAGGUCUUAAAUGUCAUAGAAGUUUUAUGGGUUCAAGAUUUAUUGAAGUAAUGCAAGGCUCAGAAAAACAGUGGAUUGAUUUUGGAGGUAAUUUAAUUAAGGAAGGUGACAUUUCUAUGAGGACUGAAGAACAUACACCACCAAGAGGAAUUAAUGAUAGACAUUUUCGGAAACGAUCUCAUUCAAAAUCUCCCAGAAGAACAUGUUCCCGUUCUCCUCUGGGAUUUUAUGUUCACUUAAAAAAUCUGUCUGUAAGUAUUAACAAAAGAGAUUUAAGAAAUUUUUUUAGAGAUACUGAUCUGACAAAUGAACAGAUUAGGUUUUUAUAUAAAGAUGAAAGAAGAACAAGAUAUGCCUUUGUGAUGUUCAAGACUCUGAAAGACUAUAACACUGCUCUGGGUUUACAUAAGACUGUUUUACAAUAUCGUCCAGUUUAUAUUGAUCCAGUUUCUAGGGAACAGAUGCUGAAGUUCAUUGAAUGUUAUGAAAAGAAAAGACCAGCAUCAACAGAGAAAGAGAGACUUGGACAGGUCUCACAAAAACACUCUCAAGAAGGCUACUCUGGCCAGAAAUUGUGCAUAUAUAUAAGAAAUUUCCCAUUUGAUGUUACAAAAGUUGAAGUGCAGAAGUUCUUUGCUGACUUUUCUCUUGCUGAGGAUGACAUCUGCUUGCUUUAUGAUGACAAAGGAGUUGGUCUAGGAGAAGCGUUGGUGAAAUUCAAAUCAGAAGAGCAGGCCGUGAAAGCUGAACGUUUAAACCGACGGAGAUUCUUGGGGACAGAGGUGUUGUUAAGGCUCAUAUCUGAGGCACAAAUGCAGGAGUUCGGUGUAAAUUUUUCUUCAAUGUCUAGUGAAAGAAUGCAUGACCAUUCACAGUCUUGCGAUAGAGAUGAUCAUUCCCAUUCGUUUGACUCAAAUGAUCCACCAGUAUACCCUGGUGGCCCUUCGGAAAACUUUAGGCAUCAGCAAGAGGACUUGAGGCAACUGGACAAUUUCAAGCAUCCUCAGGGGGAUUUCCGACCACCUGAAAGACGCCCUCCAGAAGACUUUAGGCAUUCCCCAGAGGAUUUCAGGCGGUCCCCGGAAAACUUCAGGCGCCUUCAGGAGGAACACUUCAGGCGGCCUCCUGAGGAGGACUUCAGGCGCUCUCGGGAGGAGGAUUUCCGGUACCCAAGGGAGGAGGACUGGAGGCGGCCACCUGAGGAGGAUUUCAGGCGACCUCCCAAGGAAGACUUCAGGAGACCCCAGGAGGAGGACUGGAGGCGCCCCCCAGAGGGAGACUUAAGGAGGCCACCUGAGGAGGAUUGGAGGCGGCCUCCUGAGGAAGACUUCAGGCGGCUUCCCCCAGGGGAAUGGAGGCGACAACCUGAGGAAGACUUUAGGCGGCCCCCGGAGGAGGAUUUCAGGCGCCCUCCUGAGGAGGACUUCCGGCGACCCCACCAGGAGGACUUCAGGCGGUCUCCUGAGGAGGAUUUCCGAGGUUCUCCCGAGGACUUCAGGCGGCCCCCCCCGGAACACUUCCGGCGGCCCCCCCCAGAGCACUUCCGUCGGCCACCCCCAGAUCACUUCCGUCGGCUGCCCCCGGAGCACUUCCGGCGACCACCUCAGGAGCAUUUCCGGAGGCCACCGCAGGAGCACUUCAGGCGGCCAUCCCAGGAGCAUUUUAGACGACCGCCUCAGGAGCUUUUCAGGCGGCCACCCCAGGAACAUUUCAGGCGCCCCCGAGAGGAAGAUUUUAGGCACCCACAGGAUGAAGAUUUCAGGGGCCCUCCGGAUGAAGACUUUAGGCACCCUUCUGAAGAGGACUUCAGGAGUUCUCAGGAGGAAGAUUUUAGAAGCCCUUCUGAUGAGGACUUCAGGCGGCUCCCGGAGGAAGACCUCAGGGAAGCUCCAGAGGAGGACUCCAGAGUUCCUGACAGAUUUAGACUUCCUGGUGAGGAGUUUAGGAGCCCCCCUGGUUUUAGAAGUCAUCGCCCUUUUGUGAAUUUUGGUCGCCCAGAAGGUGGCAAAUUUGAUUUUGGAAAGCGUAAUAUGGGAAGUUUUCCUGAGGGGAGAUUUAUGCCUGAUCCAAAAUUAAAUUGUAAUUCAGGUAGAGUAACACCUAUUAAGAUAAUGAAUCUUCCAUUUAAAGCUAAUGUUAAUGAGAUUUUAGACUUCUUCCAUGGUUAUAGAAUCAUACCUGAUUCAGUUUCAAUACAGUAUAAUGAGCAAGGAUUACCCACAGGGGAAGCCAUUGUUGCCAUGAUAAACUACAAUGAAGCUAUGGCUGCUAUUAAAGACCUGAAUGAUAGACCAGUUGGCCCCCGCAAGGUUAAGUUAAUUUUGCUCUAGAGAGCAUUUCUAAAUUGGUAAUUAUCUCCCCACAGUAUUGAUGCAGUAAAAUGCAUUUUUAAGUGUUUAUUUUUAAUUAUCUAAUGAAACAUUUUAAUUUUGACCUGUGAACAGAAGAAAUGUAAAUAGAAUGUGAAUCUGGUUUUCUUUUGCUUGCAAAUUGCCAUUCACUUUUUCUAACUUAAAAAUAUAUAUGCUUUUUUUUUGAUGGGGGUGGGGUGGGUUGGGUUGGGGGGAGAACUAAUUCCCUGAGUGCAGUAAUUUUUGUUGAUGUCAUGGGUAAAUGUCAAGACUUGUAUAAAGUAGAAAACUGUGUUUGGGGAAGACAAGUUUUAUGUUUACUUUUGUUUCCAUUCUGUAGUCUACAUUUCUACUCCAAUUGUAUAAGGAAAUGGUCAGUGACUGAUUGUUCAGGGUUAGCAUUUUUAUUGCUAACUGCCUGCAGAAUUAAUGCCCUCUUCCUUGUCUGAGAUAUUACUGUGUUAAGCCUCCCCUUAAUCAUAAGUAGCUCAAAAUUGACAGACUGUGAACUUGAAGUUUACUUAUGUAAAAGGCUUAGGAAAUUAACUUUCAAAGUUUUUAUAAAAAUAAAAAAAUUGCAACUGAA
This is a messenger RNA of Bubalus bubalis (water buffalo), 3943 nucleotides long. It is a transcript of the gene RBM12B, whose product is annotated as RNA binding motif protein 12B. The transcript has 3 exons. Gene Ontology annotation, biological process: regulation of RNA splicing. Lineage: Eukaryota; Metazoa; Chordata; Mammalia; Artiodactyla; Bovidae. Gene Ontology annotation, cellular component: ribonucleoprotein complex; nucleoplasm. Bases 382 to 3336 code for a protein of 984 amino acids. The record is from RefSeq and is a predicted model, not a curated record. Gene Ontology annotation, molecular function: RNA binding.